Molecule: messenger RNA, 4779 nt
Organism: Penicillium salamii
Lineage: Eukaryota; Fungi; Ascomycota; Eurotiomycetes; Eurotiales; Aspergillaceae
Source: the annotation of a GenBank genome assembly
AUGUCAACUGGGUUGAGCUAUACCUCUCCCAACCCGAGUGAUUUCAAUACCUCUCUAGGGGCGUCAUGGACGUCACAGCUUGACGAUUCUACAAUGGCUAUCUCAGAGACAGCCACUCCUUCGCCCAGCACGCAGGCCCCCAGCAAUCCGGCCCCUGUCGACAAUAUCACUCCGGCCCAGCGAAUGGUGUCUGCGACUGCCGGCAAUGUCUUGACCGGAUUACUAGUCACACCUUUGGACGUCGUGCGAGUCCGUUUACAAUCUCAAUCUCAAAUCCAUAAUACCUCACCCUUUACCUCCCACACCACACAAUCCUUGAAAAAUCCCCCUCCAAAUCUCGGCAUCACCUCCUGCUGUCGCGAAGUCUUCUGGGUCGGCAACGAUGCGCAGAUGUGUAUGCUAGGGCCCCAGGCCGCGGCUGUCGGGAGUCGCCCACACCCAGCGAUCGAUUGUGCGAUCGAAGAAUCCCAGCGACGGACUUUCACCUCCACCCUUGACGGGCUCCGGAAGAUCGCACGCAAUGAAGGAACCCUGACGCUGUGGCGAGGACUCAGUCCAACUUUGAUGAUGGGUAUUCCAGCCAACGUCAUCUAUUUCGCAGGAUACGACUGGCUGCGCACAGACGACCGGAGUCCUAUCAAGCAGCGCUUUUCCCCAGGCUAUGCGCCGUUGAUCGCAGGCGCCUUCGCCCGGGUCGCAGCCGCAGCGGCAACCAGUCCACUGGAAAUGUUCCGUACCAGGCUGCAGGCGACCCCGGGCACAGGGGCGGGCCAUUUCAAAAAUACCAUCAAAGACCUCCACCAGAUGACUCAAGCCAAGGGUUACAGUUCUCUUUGGCGCGGUUUCACUCUGACUAUGUGGCGCGACGUACCUUUCUCAGGCCUUUAUUGGUGGGGAUACGAGGAAGUCAAGAAGAUGCUGAUCGCGACGCGCCAACAGGCGCAACAUCUCUCGGGCGAGGAGGAAACCACAGCGCAGGCUUUCAUCGACAGUUUUAUUUCUGGAGCCGUGUCUGGGUCUUUAGCGGCUCUUGUCACCACUCCAUUUGACGUUGGAAAGACGCGACAACAGGUUUUCCGGCAUAUGGAUGACCAUGUGCCCACUGGCCCCCCUCCCCGCACGGCGCUCCCCCCGGGCAUUUUAGCGCCCGAACAACUCUCCCUGCCAAAGUUUCUCAUGCACAUUUUCCGUGAAGAGGGCACAGCCGGUCUCUUCCGCGGUUGGACGGCACGCUGUCUCAAGGUGGCCCCGGCCUGCGCAAUCAUGAUCUCCACCUAUGAACUCGGAAAACGCAUGGCCCGCGAAAUGAUCAUCCAGGCAACAUAUGAGGCUCGUGAUUUAAAUGUCUUUGGCCCCCGCGAGACAAUUUCCCCCAACAUGUUCAACAUGACUUCACGACCCCCUGUGGAGCGAAAGCGUCCAUGGUUUGAACACGUCGCUGUCACUAAAGACACUAAUGUUGAUAUUGUCGCGGUUCCGCCCAUCGGCGCGCAACACCGUAAGACAUGGACUGCCCAUGGGGCGCAUUCUUCCUGGCUCGAUACACACUUGCUCCAACAUGUUCCCCAGGCUCGGGUACUGCUCUACGGCUAUGGAGAACUAGGCGACGACAAAAUCGAUACAUUGGGUCAGCGGCUACUCAACCAACUCCUCGACGAGCGCAAACAUGAUACACCACGACGCCCGAUCUUCUUUGUCUGUCACAGCACUGGCGGCCUCGUGGUAAAAGCAGCCCUGGCUCUGGCGUCGCGGGCCGAGCCGACCCAGUCCAUUCUCAACGGCUGCCAUGGCAUUGCCUUUUUCGCAACCCCUCACCAGGGAUCAACAUAUCUCUCCGCCGACGAGUAUGCCACCAGUAUUCGCCAUCUCUUGCAUCUCGAGCGGGAAACCCCCGUAGCACUUCGGAGACAAUUUCGUCCACGUCAAGAGCGACUGUGGCAUCUGUCCAAUCAGUUCAAGACUCUUUCUGCAGAUAUGAAAGUAUGGUCUUUUCUCGAAACUGUGGACUCGACUAUGCAUGUCGUCGACGCAGAGACCAAUAAUAUGCUAGAGUUCCAUGUCCCUAUUACUUCGAUCCGAUCUGGAUUACUGGACAUUGAACACGAGACCGAACUACCCUUGGCAACCGAUCACGCCGGCACAGCAACUUUCCACGGCCAAGAUUCAACACGUGAAAGAUUCCUCAGCGAGUUGAGCAGCACUGUGAACAUUGCAGUUGAUUUAUCCAAGCGUGAAGACACGCCGUUGGGCGUGGAGCAAAAGGUCAUGGUUCAGAUAAACGGUUUCUUCGAAGACACAGCGUUAGGAGUCAGUGAUGAAUGUCCGCUCAAGCUUUGGUCAACCAAGGUGACUUUAGAUGAAUAUCUGUCCCGGGGACCAUCCACCUGUCUUCGUGAGAGACUAGGUCGAGUACAGCCCACUGGUUUGGACGAUUCCUCAAUCAGCAGCUUCGAUAGCCCACGCUCUUCAUAUAUCGCCUCUAGUUCGGAUUGGCAUAAUCAUGAGGCACAUACCGAGGAGAAACCACGGACUCUACGGCCUCCGCUCCCAUAUCGACCAAGCUUCGAGGAUGGGUCUGGUCCAUCUCCUCGGAUUCAUAUCACCGAAGCCGAUAUGGAUGAGUACUUCAGUGCUGCGCCGAGUGAAAGUCCCCCACCUCCACGAGAGCGAAAACGAAAGAACACAAUCUCAAAAGCACUGGGGCUGAUUCCUCUCAAGCGCUCUCACAGACGAAGUACAUCCGACAGCAGUUCCCAGGGCAGCGGCUCGCGACCAACAUCGAGCUCCACAUCACAGCAAGUGCAGAAUGCCUUCCUAAACAUCCCAAAGUCGACGCGCGAUCGUAUCAACCAGCACGCAGAGGCUUCCGAUACACCUCGAUCAGUCCCGCGAUUCGAUCGACCCGAGCCAGACACAGAAAAACUCAUGUGGAUUCAUGUGCCCUAUACACAUACCGGCUGGGUUUCGCAAGUCAUCCGGCGAGCGUGCCAGGAUACACAAGAGCCUAAUUUUGUCAGGAAGUUCAUCAAUGACGAGAACUGGUAUCUUCGGCUGAAUAGAGCUCGUCACCUCGAGCCUCACGCGCGAUUUGUUAAGCCUGCAUGCAUUCAUUCGAGACAGAUGGAAACUUCACCGGGUACACGGGCUUCCUGGGAUGAUCCUCAGCUUGCGCUAUAUGUUCCAUAUCUCCAUUGGGACUCAUAUCGCAACCUAAUUCAGCGGCGAAAGGUAGUUGAAGACAGGCUCCGUCAAGGCCGUUCAAGACCCAUACCGAACCGAAUAUCGAAAGCCAGCCUGGAAGCCCAACUCAUCUGGACAUAUCUAGGUUGCGAGCCACCAGUGCAUCUCCGUCGCACACUAGAUCAAUACGGGUAUCCGAAUUUACGAUCAACCGUUGCGCGUGACGACGAUCAGAUGCUGUGGAAGCGAACCCGCAGAAAGGCUCAUGUCGAUGAGCAGUUGAAUGAAUAUUUGGAGUCUGCACAAGAUGAUCCAGAAAACGAAACUGAGCAUUGCGAGUUUAUGGACGGGAAUGUGUUGAUGGUUGAUCAGCUGUGGUUGUGGAUUGUUGAUGAGAAGACUGUUAUUACAUUCUUCCCUAACCAGGAAGCUACCACUUCAGAAGGGAAGUUGUUUGAGCAGUCGAAUCUGCAUAGCAGUAUCUAUAACGAGUUGAAUGGAGAUUUGGCUCGUCGGUUUGAAACUGCCGGUGAUCUGGCUGCUUUGAUCAUGCUGCAUGCGACGACUGUUCUUCUUGACAAGACUUUGCAUCAUGAUUUGCAGGUUUUGCGCAUAUUUGAAGAAUCUAUCAGCAUCUUGACUGAGUCCGUGACGAAAUCAUUCAAGCGUUUCCGAAACCGAGGAUUCACCAAUCGACCAGCAGACCAUGACCGCACAGCAGACGGGAAGAUAAUGACAGCUGCCCAACGUGAAUACCGCGAACGCCAAGUCGCCCGAAGAAAUCGAGAAGACCUCUCUGUUUUGCUUGAGCUACGUGACAUUGAAGAUGAGCUGGGCACUAUCCUCAAGCUACUUGAUCAGCAAGACGGCGUGAUCCAAAGCAUGACCAAGUACUUCGACGACCGAGGAGAUGGAAAGUCAUUCCUUGAUCUAUCCCAGGCACGGAUCGAGGAAUAUCGAUCCCAGAUCAGUGAAAUGAAAGAGAACAGUCACUUGGCUCAGAAAGCUGUCGAAACCCUCCUUGAUCUCAAGCAGAAACAAGCAAAUGUCGACGAAGCCAAAAUGGCACGGUGGCAAGCAGAAGUCACUCAAACCCAGUCCCGAGCAGUGAUGGUCUUCACCAUAUUCAGUGUAGUCUUCCUCCCCCUCUCCUUUUUCACCUCACUAUUCGGAAUCAACGCCCGCGAAUGGAGCGGCGAGCCCACAAAUCCAACCCUAGGCACAAUGCUCGAGAUAGCAGCCCCAUCCUCAUUCGCCAUAAUAUUCCUCUCCCUCCUCCUCGCAUUCAGCGAAACACUCCGCGAAAUAGUCUCGAAAUCACACAAGAUCAGCAUCGGGUUCACAAAGGAGUUCAUUCUCCAUCCUGUCCAGACACUUCUUCACUGGGACACAAUUACAAGCAAAAUGCCUACCCUUGUUGUCCCAGAGGAUUCGGAAAUGCGAAAACGACUCGAUGAUUAUCUUGGCUAUAGGCGUCGGAAUAUGCAGCUUGAUGAUGAUCUUUGGAAGAGGUGGCAUGAUAAUUUGCAUCCGCUUGUUACGCAGCCGAAGGUGAAGAAAGGGAAGUAUAGAGUUAAUCGGGAUCGGGGGGAGGUUUAA